AUGGAGUGUGUAGAAGCAUUUCUCGGCGAUUUCGCCGUCGACGACCUUCUUGACUUCUCUCACGCAGACGCUUUCGUACGUGAAGAAUCGUCUUCGUCACAAAGAGAAGAAGACGAACAAGAACAAGAACGUGAUAAAUCAAAGAGCUUUUCUGACCAAAACACAAGUCUUUUACCGCUUGAAGAUCUCUUAUCUUUUCCCAGCUCCAAGCUCGACGUUCCAGUUGGUGAUUUGGAGGACUUAGAGUGGUUAUCCAACUUCGUGGAGGAUUCUUUCUCAGAAUCGUAUAUUCCCACUGACUUUCCGGUAAAUCCAGUCGCGUCGGUGGAGGUUCAGAGACAAUGCGUUCUGGUUAAACCCAGAAGCAAACGCCGCCGCACCAAUGGCCGUGUCUGGUCGUUGGAUUCGCCGUCAUCUUCGUCAACCACCGCUUUCUCCGCCGCCGGCGGAAAUAAGAAGAGAGUGAGGCAGAAGGUGGAGGCGUCGUACGGCGGCGGAGUCCAGCAGCAACCGAGGCGGUGCUGCAGCCAUUGCGGGGUCCAGAAAACGCCUCAAUGGAGGAUGGGUCCGUUAGGUGCGAAGACGCUGUGUAAUGCUUGUGGGGUCCGGUUUAAGUCGGGUCGACUUUUACCCGAAUAUAGACCCGCUAAUAGCCCGACGUUCUCCACCGAGAUUCACUCUAAUUCCCACAGGAAAGUGUUGGAGAUGCGGCUUACGAAAACGGCGGAUCCGGGUCGGGUUUAA
Messenger RNA from Microthlaspi erraticum, 744 nucleotides. Lineage: Eukaryota; Viridiplantae; Streptophyta; Magnoliopsida; Brassicales; Brassicaceae. The record is from the annotation of a GenBank genome assembly.